GAAAAUAGAUAAAGAUGAAAAAAAAAUAACAAGAUAAGUAAGACAAUAAUUAGGGCAAUUGUUGAAGCUAGAAACGUAAAAACUUGAAAACACAUAUACAAUUAAAUUAAUAUUAUUAGUAGGUUUUAUAAGCUACAAGUUAAUAAUAUUGAUUAACAAUAUAUUAGUUACUAGGACUCUCAAUUUCUUCGAUAUAACAAUUCGUUUCUGGUUAGGGUCGUUCCAAUAGAGUCUAUAUCAUCGAGGAAUCUAUGCACUUGCAGGAGCUAAAAUUAAACUAACUAAAAUUAAUUUGUCGUUGUUAAUUUUUCAUUACAUAAUCAUAAAAAUUCCUGAUUGAGAGAUGCUUUGGUUAACAAAUUAAUAAUUUGCUUGCACAACAAUGAGAAGACCUAUGAUAACACAAAUAAAAUUUUAGAAUUAAACUUUCUAAAUGACAAAUUAGCCCAUUAUGUGAUUUCACUUAAGAUAGUAAAAUUGCAAAAGGGAAGUUUAUUACCUAUAACUUGUAACUUUCUUUCUUUAUCAAGUCUUUAAUGUCAUUAGUUAAUGAAUUACUGCUCAAAUGAUAAUACUAGUCUGAAAUUUCAGCAAUAGUAGCUAGGAACGUUGACCUGAAGCUUGUUAAAGGUUUAGCAAAGGUAUCAACUAGUGGCGAACUGUGUUAAGCAAUUAAGACGUUUACAUAAGAUUUCAAGUGGAGAUUUAUUAUUUGAGGUUUGCCCACGCAGAGAACAGUUUGAUAAGGCUGUCCCAGAUGAUUGGUGGAUAUUCAUUGCCCUGGAAAACGUAGCUUGGACGGAACUAGAUUUGUUCAUUUGCGCUUGAUAUUUAAACCGGUAGCACUGGCCAGGUUACCUUUUUCAAGAUAUAAUUCCAACAGGUUUACCUGGUCAGUCGAUCAUAUUUUUAUUAACGCACUUCUUCCUUGAAUAAGCAGAGCAUUAUUGAACUCGUUGUAUAACUUCAUCGUCUUUUUGUAAAUAAUUGAGGAGCUUUCGGGAAAGAAGAAAUCCAUGAGACAAAAUUGUGGAUUGAGAGAAGAGAGUUAGGGGUUUUAAAUUUUAAAUAAUUAAAAAUAACAAAUCCUCUUAUUAAUGAUUGUUUCUGUCAAAAAUUAAAUUCUUUGCAUUCCAGCAUUUCUUUAUCCUAAAACGAGAUCCCCUACUAAUUUCUGAAAACCAGUCAACCAAAUUUUUCUGGACUGUUAAGGGAUUAAUGGAAUAUGGUUUGGAUUUAAAUCUAUAAGAAGAAUAUAUGUUUUAUAGAAUUUAAUAAUAUUAAUUAUUAAUCAGUUACUAUUUCAAUAGUAGUAAUUUAUCUAAUCUUUUAAGAUUCUAUUAUAGUGGUUAUUCCAUAUACAUUACUAGUUAACGCUCACGUGGCGCUAGUGUAGCACCACCCGUUGCCAUAGCAUUAAAUUACAUAAAAGGAAAGAAUUCCUGAAAAUAUUAUUUCGUAUCAAAUUGCGUGCUGUGGCAUUAUUUGCGUGAUGAAUGUUAGCAUCAAUUUUCAGAAAUAGAUAUCAGAUUUGCCAAGAAGUCAGUAGCCGUGCGCAAUGGCUGGGUUUGCUCAAAUCAAUAUGGCUUCUGAAGCCAUCCAGAUCAUCUAUGUGUAUAUAUAUGUAUGUAUACACACAUGUACACACACACACACACGUGUAAUAAUGUCCUAAUUCAAUUUUCUUGAUAUUCUGCAUUCUUGUUCACCAGACGGGAAGUCUUCCUAACAAGAUAUACAAUUUUAGGACUAUGCAUCUGAUUUCUCCUUGUUUUUGUAAUCUGAACAAAUUUUGGAGGAUAUUCCUUGAUAUUAUCGUGUAUAUUCUAUUUGCUCUUUCCCACAAUUCGUGCAUGGUGAUCUUGAACAAACUAUUAACACCUCAGGCAACUGCGAAUGAUGACUUUCUCUCAGAGAAGAUACGUCAUUACUUCCUGCAAAAGACAGGAAUAACACAAGAGCCUGCGUAUUGAGGUUGUUUUUUUCAACUUUAGUUACUUUUGCCAUGAACCUCUUGAUUUGAUUCAUUAGUUUGUAACUGGGUUUGCUCUUUUCUUUAUAAUUAAUGUAGAUUAAUGUACAUCAGUAUUAGAAUUUCUAAAAUAUUAAAAAAGGAAGACAAAAGUAUUUAACAAAAUUUACAUAGGAACUUACACGGGGAUUUUAAAGUUUCUAAAUUAUGAAGGUGAAAAAUUCUACAAUUUUCUUUUUUACAAUUGUUUUAGUUUCAUGUAGAGAUCUAUCAUGAGUGUGUUAAAGCAGUCAAGAUUACAAAGAAGAUAUUAAAUCUUUUGAUCCUUCCUGAAAUUCUUUUUCAGAUAAGAAAAAUUACUUUCUUUCUUAGUUAUUAAUAAAAAAAGAACUCACUUUUUAGUAGUUUUAUAAAGGAAACACAGUGUAUUAAAAUUUGAGACCUUUUUUUUUAAAUCAAGCAGUAGUAAGUGGGGGUUUAAUCUACCCUCUUGAAGCAGAAAAUAAUCUUCGCCAUAAAGAUAACAAUUUCAAAUGAAUCACCCUAUAGAUCAUCGACUGUAGAAUACCCUACUACAUUCUAACAUAACCAGAUUCGCUGGUAAAUGGCUCGGCCAUCCUCCAUAGCCUAUUCUCGAUACUAUGAACACCGGCGGGAACUCCCCGAUUAUAUAUCUCGCGUACUUACGCGCCGGUGCACGAGAUAUUUCAGUUAGCUAGUUACACCAAGCCAGUUGUGUUAAGAUCGCUAUCGCAAGGUUGCCGGCCGACUCUUCCACUUGUUACUUCUAGUCGUUAAGCGUGCAUGCCUCGCGUUGCUCUUCGGACUCCGUCGUCCCUGCGGAAACCCAGGCUCCUUUACACUUGUUACCGAUCCCUUGGACCUGGAAGAAUCUCUUUUUGCGCUCCUAAGCCGCGCCUCAACUGGAAUCUGCUGUUUCAAGCAAUUGAUUCGAGUGCAAGGAUCUUGAUCUACUUUGGAGAAUCAUUGUUAAUGAAGAGAAUAUUUUGAGCAAGCUUGGAGACACUGGACCUGUCGCUGUCAUUGCAGGAUUACCAUCUUCAGGAAGUCACUCUGUACGCCAAGCAAGGUAGAUCACUAGGCUCAGCACUCAGCACUCAAGAUAUAAUGGCUUUACAAAGGCAAGAAGAGCGACGUAGGCAACAGGCGAAGCAAGGUGUCUUUGGAUUUGUGUUCAAGAAAUCUAAGGAGGGUUCCUUGAGUACUGAUAGCCUCGGAGGACGUAGUGCAUCACCAGCGAGGAGUGAUGAGACUGGAAGAAGCACAAGUCCUUUACAACCGCCUACUAGACCUCAGAGGAAGCGGAGACCCGCGCCAAAGCCGCCUAUUCAGGCUCAGGCAGACGUUAGUAAUGGUACAGAAGAGAAUUGCGCAGACUCCAGCAAGGACAAGGUAGUGAUCAGUCACAGUCGUAACAGCAGUGACAGUUCAGGCUACCACGAAGCUUCUGUGUUAAGUGACAACCCAGAUUCUGCUGGAAGACUUCCAGAAACGUUGCCCAGGAGGAACAAGGUUCCACUGGAAAUGCCCAGAAAAUUAGCUCAAACAUCACAAUCCAGCAAGAGCUUAAGCAAUCUGACUUCUGUGCCUGGUACGCUUAGUCACGGAAUUAGCAGUACCUCCUUAAGUUCCACAGGAUUACGAAAGAAAAGGGUUGCACCUCCUCCGCCAGUAACCAGACCCCUGUCGUCCGCUAUCUCCACCCAAGCUCUGGAACGCAUAGUCGACUCCGAAGAGUCUCUAACAUCAGACAUGGAUCCUUCCAAACCUCCUUCCGACAUCAGUGUUCCGUCCAAAGCAAACUCGGACAUAGAAGAGCGUCCAAAGGCCAGCUCAGACAUCGGAGUAACAACACUCGGCUCAAAACUAUCCAACAGUAUUGAUUUCACCAAUCCAGACAGCUCGAAAGUGGAAUUAGAAUUGAAGGGCAGCAAAUGUGAUAUCGAACCGCGCCACAGAUCCGGAUCUAUAAACGUUAAGUUACCUAGCACGGAACCAGGACAUCCUGCACCCGUAGAAGACGCUCCUGUAGAUUCUAGAUUGCCGCGGAAGAGAGUUGGAGAACCUGUUCCACUUCCCAAGCCUAGAAAAGUCGCCGCAAUACGGCCCGAGGUGCCAAAACGCAAACUAAAACCGCCCUCCCCAUUGAGUAGAACCCUCAGUUCAGACUCCAGCUAUGUAGACUGCUUAUCCAACGCUCCUGCACACUCCAGUACUGGGAGUUUUAUAACUGACUCAAGUUCCAAUUGUGGAAGCUCCAUCAAAGGUGAAGAGAAACUGGACGUCUGUUCCAACUAUUCUACCAGUGAGGAUGAGGUGUUCAUGACGCCAGGGCACCUGAGUGAAGCAAGCUUUGAUUACAGUUCAAUAGACUUGGAGGAAAAGAGCCAAACUAACUCCACAGAUACAACUUUAAAUAACGAUAUUGAUGAUGGAGCUAAUGGUGAAAGAAAAUUGAGUAUAAAUGAGAAUAAAGUAAAUGUAGAAGCUCCUCUAAACCAGGAUUCUACACUGGUAAGAAGUGAACUAAGUACAGUAUCAUCAAAGAAUUCUAGCCAAGAGAAGAAACUCUGUGCUGUGAUAUCUACUAUGCCAAAGUGUGACCACUUGAGUUCACUGAGCAUCAAGGAUACAGUUAGUCAAAGUAAAGAAUGGGAGGGUCUGAAAGAACCAAAGAAAGCCAGGAUUCCUCGAACAGCGUCAAAGUCCAAUGAUUUUGAGGUUAAUGCGUUAGAAAAGCAGAAGAGGCAUUUAACUUCUCAUGCAGAGGAUAUCACAUUUGCCUUAAAUUUGAAUGUGAAUCCUAGUCUGCUGUCUGACAGAGAUCUUGCACAGCAAUCGAGGGAGGAGCAGGAUACUGAGUCUCAGGAUGUGGGUGGAGAAAAGUCCCCUGUUGCAGUGGUUUCAUCAGAUACAAAUCUCUCAGAGACUGACGUACUGCUUCAGAAAGUAUCUGACACUUUGUCCAACUCUCUACCUGUAGCCUCAUUUGAUGAGGUACCAGUGUCUCCAACAGUAACUGAAUUAGAGCCAACGAACAUUUCCAAAGAAACAGACCAGAAAAACAAAAAGAUCUCUGAGUAUUCCAAUGGCUUUGAUGUGAACAUCAGCUCAGCAAAUUUGACUGUAAACUCUCAGCAGGACACGUCAGACUAUGUAUCAGCAGUCGAUGAAGAUUUAUCCGUCACCGACUGGGAGUAUCAACUGCCAGCUCCUCCAAGUGCCUUCAGAGACUCUGCUUCUCCUGUCUUCGAUAACUUUGAAGUAAUCACUCCUUCGCCUGAAUCAUUCAGGGACACAGAAAUCACUGAAUUAACCUCAACUUCAAACCAGAAAGAUGGAAGCAAUAUUAUAGAAAAGGUAGAAAUGCGAGAAAUUGAGGUUAGGAAAGAGACUCCACAUGCAAAGUCCUUCAUACAACGCAAGCCAGAGUCUAGCAUGAAAAAGGAGGUGAUUUGUGAGCUCGAGAAUAAAAUAAGUACUUUGCCUCAGAAUACUAUGUCUCAGAAGGAUAUGGAUUCCAGGAGGUCAUCGAACCCCUCAACUGCCAAAAUUUCCCCUGUAGAUAACACAUUGUCAAAUUUUACCAUCACAACAUACAGCAAGCAAAAGAACCUGAAUAUAUUUGAAGAAGUAGAACAGUCUAGAAAGACAAAUUCUGAUGAGAGAUUUAUCAAAUCCUUUGCGACUCUGACAAGGAACAAGAGCAAUCUCGAUGAGAAUGAAGAUAAGAAUCUGAAGGAAUUCAGCGUUGGAACAUUGCAAGGGAAGAAAAAGGUAACCACAGGAGAAGAUAAGUUGAGUGAGACGAAGCUGGAACCAAAGAUACAAACUGAAUCCCUGCAGAGGUGGCAGUCUGGUAAUGAAAAGAGCAAUAUUCAGAGAUCUAAGAGCUACAUGUCCAUGUGUGACAAAUCUAACCUCCAAGGAAAUGUAUGUGAGAUCGAGAGUAUCAAGAAUGAAAAAAAUCUGGAGAUGGACGAUAGUGGAAUGAAAAAAGCAACGAGCAUUAGCAACCUGAGCGUAACCGCGACUAAAAACGACGAGAAAUCCUCGCAGUGGCGGGAUAAUAUUCUGAAGCGGCCUACCAAAGAAAAGCAACUGCAGUCUGUACAGGUGCUGAAAAGCAUUUUGCCGCAGUUGAAAAAUGCUCAACAGGCGGAGGAAAAUGUGCCCAAAGAUUCGAGUGAUAUAGUAUUAUCUGAAAAAACGAGAUCCGAGACUACCUCUAACGAACAUUCGACCGAAUCGAAUGAAGUUUCGACUCGUGAACCUCAGACAGCACCAAGUAAUAAGAAAGUAGAAUCAGAAUCAAAGAAACCAACGCUGGAAACUAAUAAGAAACGAUAUACCUACUCAGGACCUCCUAUGAUCAAUUUAGGCAGUUGGUCCGAACGACCGAGUGUUAAUGUCCAAAUAAAGAAAGACAUUGACUACAAAUUUGGAGUCAAACAAACUAACAGCAGUACCAUUGUCAAUAUUAAUAGCUCUAAAGAUGAAGUAGACUCCAAUAAUAUUAAUAGUUCUACCAAAAUACAGAAGAGUAAAUUUGAAUUUUUGGAUAAAAAGGAGCCCAAUGAGUUAACCAAGAAAUUAAUUAGUCAUACAACAGCUACAGGAUUCAAAAAGCCAGUACUGAAUAAAGUUAACAACUCAGAAGCAAAAGUCACUAAUGAUAAACCAGUUGUAACAGGAGUUGAGCUGAAAAAGAGCUUCCUUGAAAACAAACAGGAUGACAACGUGAUAGACACUACUCCAGUAAAUUUCAAAGAAUUAACGAAAGCAUUUGGUCAAGAUGUUUGCCUGCGACCAAAACCAAAAAGGUCCAGUACAAUUCAACGUUCAGAUUCUCAGUUGGAAAAUGAUUCUAGUAAACAGAAUGGACAUAGACAAGAUCAGUGUUUAAUAAAUGGCUACCAAAAUAUUAAACCUAAGAGGUUCUCUUCGAUAGUGGGUAUCCAGAAUGAAGGUAACCUGACAUUUAGAAACGGCCUAAGCAUUAAAGGGCACCAGCCAAUGCCUGUUGUUAAAGGGUUUAAGAUCUCAAAUACAAAGAUCGGUGCAACUCAAAGUUAUGAGAACCAAACUAAAGAAGGCUUCAAGGAAGACAUGAAAGAAGAUAAUAUUAAAGGAUCAUCCAAGGAUUCAAAUAGUACACCAAGGCCUCCUACUAUGCCCGUGAUAACGGGUGUGACCUUGAAAAGUGCCAGACCUAAGUCCAUGCCCAUUCAAAUUGACCAGCGAGACGUUUUGCUGGAAUCGAUUAGAAACUUCGGUGGUCGCGAGAAUUUAAAAAGCGCUAUGGAAAGAUGUUAGCUGCCUUUCAGAAAGUAAGAAAUGUUCUUGACACGAGGAUAAGAUGGGAAAAAGACUGGCGACCGAGGAUAUAUUACUCUCGAAGAGAUAUUCUGGUGCUUUAAGUCGUACAGUCUUAGUGAUAAUACAACGUUUGGCAAUUAUCGACACAAAAGAAAGGGCAAGAAACUUAUUUAUGUAUAUUUUUUAAUUACUAUCGAAGGACCAUUCACAUCUGCCCCGUAUUUUUGUCAUUUGUCAAACUUAACCUCUUCGAAAUCAUUCCAUUGACGGUUUGUUGGCUAAUAGUCUAUAAAGAAACAGCCACGUUAGUCGUCCACGUGUACAUACCGUGUGUAAAAAAGUCGAGACAACCAGGAAAAAGAGUUGUCAAUAAAAAAGAAAUCUGUCAAUGAUGUACAUAUCGUUUAGCUGUUUAAAGCGAUAAGAGAAAUAUUAUAUUUUCGUGUCCAAAUAGUCAACGGGCCGAGUUAGGUCCGUUUUCGAAACAUUGUUGCUCAUUAUAUGAUGCAGUCCACGCAAUUCUUGUUAAGUUUUCUUUUUUUUUUCUUCAUUUAUUAGUUCAAUCAGCCAUUCGGUCCUAACCUGACCUAAAAUGAGAAAAGAGGAAAUCGAAGAAAGGUUAGAUCUGAACGGUUGAGUCAAUGUUGACUAACAUUUCCUAUUCUUUACGAUUAACAUUAAGUUUCUAUCACUGGGACCAAAGGUGACAUCAUUUAUUUUACAUAUUGUACAACGAAUUUAAAUGCAACUAGGGUGUGUGUAUAAUUAUGAAAGAUAAUCUUUUCUUUUCGUUUUUUGAGAGAGAAGGAGAGAGAAGCAAUCUGGUCAGUCACAUAGGUUGAAAAUCAUGAUAAUGAGAUAUAUUCAUUAAUUAGUAUGCAUUAACAGAGUUCAAAGUAAGUUUUAAUAUGUGUUAGUAGAAAACAACGAAGGAUUGAUUUAACAAUCGAUUUCCAUUUUUUCCUUUUUUUGCGUUUACAUUUACUGUUAAUUAAAAAGAAAAAGAAAAUAAAAAUUUGUUUUUGAUUAUUAACAAGGUUUCGAUAAUUAUUCGGAAAAAGUAUAUUGUAUUUGUUAAUAUGAUAUUGUCAAUACUAUUUUAAAAGAAUCAAUUAGACUAUUGUGUUUAAAUAACAAAUUUCAGUAUGUAUUUGUUUUAUAGAUUAUGAUCAUUCUGCAGAAAUAUUUUUAUGGCAGGUGGCAAUCACCAUGGAAAGGUGUAUUGUAUACUGUAAAUAUCAUAUAAUAUGUUAAUACUGUAUUUAAUAUUAUUUUUCCUUGCGUAAAAAUAUAUUACGGCGACACUUCUA
This is a messenger RNA of Bombus pyrosoma, 8622 nucleotides long. RefSeq names its product cordon-bleu protein-like 1. Gene Ontology annotation, molecular function: actin monomer binding. The record is from RefSeq and is a predicted model, not a curated record. Lineage: Eukaryota; Metazoa; Arthropoda; Insecta; Hymenoptera; Apidae. The coding region runs from base 3101 to 7309 and encodes 1402 amino acids. The transcript has 9 exons.